AUGGAAGAUGCUCACUUUUCUGCUAUCCUACCACCACCUCAACCCUUUUCAAUGAUAACGCACUUGUCUGAUUUGCAAGCUGAUGAUUCAGCUAUUCAUGAGUGUGUAGGCCAUGCAGAAACCAGUCUUGGGCCUCCUACUAUAAGGAUCACACCCAAGGAGUUCGGUGUUAUUAAGCUCACAGCGUUGUUUGUGGCGCGGUAUCGGAUGCCUUUUCGUCGGGCUUUGAUGAUGAGAGUGGCUAUGAACCCUCUGUUUGAGUUUAUGUUCUUUCUCCCGUCUUCUCUGAAGAAAAGACUACUGUUUACGGACUACCCUUCUCUGACGAAGAGAGUACUGUUUACGGACCCUUCGUUUGGGUUUGUGGAGCCAACCGAGAUCAGGUUCAAUAUUUUCAAUUUGCUUGUUGAUGCGUAUUCCAGAGUAUUAUUCCCUUGCAAAAAGCUGAAGAAGAGUGAUGCUUGUACGAGGGCCGUUGUUGAUUUUUUUCUCAAACUCCUUCACUUGGAGAGGCUGGAGGAGGGAGUGGCGGCUGCUGUGAUCGAUUUGCAUGCUUUUGUGGGUGGUGUUGACCGUUUUGCUCACCUUGAUGAUGAAGAUUAUUCUGCUUCCAUGCCACCACCUGAACGCCUUUCAGUGAUGAUGAACCGGGUAACACUAUCUGAGCCUGAUAUGCUUUUGCAGCUUCCAUUGGGAUCUCAGCUUGCUAGUGUUCGUAAGCAAUACAAAUGUGUAGGCGAUAUCGAUUCUUUAAGGGCUCCUACUCUAAGAAGCGUAACAUUUAGAGUCCCUGGAAAGGGGAUCACACUCAAGGAGCUUGGUAUUAUUAAGCUCACAGCGCAGUUUGUGGUGCGGUAUGGGUAUGAUUUUUGGUGUGUUUUAACGGAUAGAGUGUCUACGAACUCAUUUUUUCAGUUCUUGAAUCCUUUCGAUAAGCAGUUCCGUUUUUACUGUGGGCUUUUACUUGCGUACACUGGAGUGCUAAAACCUUCUAAAAAACACAAUAAGCCCCACGCUCAAACGCAUCUUUACUUGAGGGGUUUUUUCACCGACUUCAACUGUGGAAGCACAGGAGGGAGGGAAAAAACUAUCAUUGAUAAAGCCCUUUUGCAAGCAUCAGGCUUUGUUUAG
Molecule: messenger RNA, 1131 nt
Organism: Arabidopsis lyrata subsp. lyrata
Lineage: Eukaryota; Viridiplantae; Streptophyta; Magnoliopsida; Brassicales; Brassicaceae
Exons: 1
Coding region: 1-1131 (376 amino acids)
Biological process (GO): regulation of alternative mRNA splicing, via spliceosome; mRNA cis splicing, via spliceosome
Cellular component (GO): U2-type prespliceosome; U2 snRNP; catalytic step 2 spliceosome
Molecular function (GO): RNA binding
Source: RefSeq, a predicted model, not a curated record